AUGGAAGGGGCACGAGCAGCCGCUCGUGGGCGUGCUCCUCGUUCCAUCUCUGCCGCCGUCAGGUCAAACCGCGUGGUGCAGAUUCCUACCGUGGGGCGCCACUCCGUUACUUCCGCUGUUGACACGAAGGUUGAAACAGCGUCUAGAGAAGAUGAUAAGCCUGUGGAAGAUGUAGUCGCGUUGCAGUGUUUGCUCCAGGAGCAAGUGGCGCAGGUGGAACGGCUAGAGGCGCUCCUUAGUGAGAAACAGCUUAUCAAGCGCUAUGACGAGGCUCAUGAGAGCCGUAUGCGCCAAUACGAUGAGCAGCUGGGGAUGCUAGCAGCACUGGUGAAGGGGGACUCCACGAAGACAGCGGCGAAGAAGAAGAAGAGCGAUGAUAAGUUGGAGAAAGGUGCGGGUCCCAAAUGCGCCGUGUCAGUACAGGAAAUUAUGGACGGUGUUCAGGAGUUGUGGUAUAAGAAGAAACACAUGGAGGGCGAGCUUGCAAAGCGCGAGCGAGCGUUAGAGGUUGCUCGUGCGGAGCUUAAAGAGGCGCAAGCUUGCGCCAGAGCAGGCGAGUUGUCAUUGAGAGAAAGCAAGCCCACAUCCAGUCAAGCGGCCCCACCAAUGGUGGAGAGAGAUGCUGUUUCAGCACUCGAGCAGAAGCUGGCGGAGAUGGAGAAGAAGUACAACCGCACAGAGGAAAAGCUCACUAGUUACCAGGCAGAGUAUCGUGUAAUGCGGCAGACACUGCGAGAUCGAGAGAAGGAGCUUCUUGAGUUGCAACGCAAGCACCGAGAGGCUGUGUCAGCCAGCUCAAAAAAUCAACAGCUUUCUGUACAGUGGAAGGGAGCAAGUAAGUACGUUUCGACGCGACACCGUCGCUUUUUUCGUGGUGCUGAGUGGGUACGACUUCUGCAGAAUAAACCAGAUGCGAUGCGGUGCGCCUUUCUAACGGAUGCGUCGCUGGAGCUAUGUGCACCGCACGGGUUUAUCUCCAUUGUGGAGAUGCAUCAGGGGCCUGAUGUUGUCGCUGUUGAAGUGGAUGUGCGCCGCCCCGCCGGUCUCCGCGAGGAGGUGGUGGGGGUUCAGCUGAUGGAGUGCCCCUUUGUGGCCAUGACGCAGCUGCUGCAGCGCCUGGACGCGCCAAAGGAAGGAUGGGAUUUGGUUCAGGAAGAGCUGCACAACUCGCAGCGGGCCCUCGCGGCGAAGGAGGAAGAGCUCGCGGCGCUGCAGAAACAGCUGCGGCGUAUGGAGUCGUCGUUGGACCGGCAAAAUGACCACCACGAAGCGGACAGACGCAUAGUGAACGAAGCACUCGAUGAAACGGAAGAGACCGUCAAAGUAAUGUACGGCGAAAUUGAGAGGCAGCGGGCGAAGGAGAAGGAGCUGCAUGUUCAACUCCAGCAGCUCACAGGGACACUUGCGGAGCGGGACAAGACUGUCGCUGAGCUUACGGCACGGCUUCAGGAAAUCGCCGCCGAGGCAAAGCGCCAAGAAGAGCAGGCCGCUGCGAACCUCAAUGAGGCACGCCGCCGAGCCUCCGCUGAGCUUCGCGACGCCGAAACAAAGCGGCGGCAAGAGGUGGCCGCAGUUCGGCAGCAGCAACAACAGCUGCUUCGCAAAGCAGUAGAAGCACCACCGAUUGUGACGCGGUCACUUUCAAUAAAGUGGAGUGACCACGGCGAGCUGGGAGCCAUGCCGCACGACGCAACGAGCAACGACAUUUUGCGUGCCCUCUUGCUCGGCGAAGUGGCGGCCGCGGCAAAAGCUGUACCGGUGAAUGUCCUCUCCCUCACCUUCAAAGGCCAGGAACUGCAGGCAGAAGUGCAGCUGCAGUUAAGCUCAUCUCCUGUUGGUUCAACGCGAGUGACGGAAAGCGAGGAGAGGGUGACGGCCCCUACGACCGCGCUCUUCCUGCAGGAGUGGCGCGAUAUGAAGGGGCUUGUGGAGAGUCGAAACCGGGAGAUUCAACGCCUUGCGCAGGAGCUGAAGACAGCGGGUGAGGAGGUGGAGGGUCUGCGUGCCGUCAACACACGUGUCGCAGCGAACACCGAAGCGCAGCUUCGGGAACUGGAGGCGCAACUUCAUGGGGAGCGCGAACGUGCGCAGGCUAUGGCGGUGAGUCAGGCUGCGCUGACGGAGGAGCUCUCGCGAGUAGGGGAUGCGCUGGUCACGGAGGAUGCGACACUGUCGCUCGCAGAGCGCGCAGGUCGGCUGACGGCAAAAGUUGCUGCGACGGAGAAGUCACUGGUAACGGUUGAUCGACAGUACCGCUGUGAGCGAGCGCGGGCCCACACAUUGGAGACACGGCUGCGUGAGGAAGAGAGUGGGAAGCAGCACCUCGCGGAGAUGCUGCAGCAGGCGAAGCAGGAUCUAGAGAGGGCCACCGAGGCACUCGAGGCACUUGAUGGCGAGCAGAGGCGGCUCGCUCAGGAUGCCGCCGCCGCCGCCGCGAACCACGAGACCCUGCGCGUGCAGGCGGCGAGGGUGACAGAGUUGCAGGCGGCACGGCGACAUGGGGGCCAGCGUCGCCGACUCUCUGGUGAGGCUGCAGCAACUGACACGAGAGCACAGACGGCAGGAAAAGAGGAGGAGAAUAAUGACGUCAUCACCGCGUUGCGUUGCGCGUAUGAGGAGUACGAUGAGGUGUGUGAUAGACAUGAGAGCAAUGCACGGCAGUGGCGCAUGGCAGAGAAGGCGUUCCGCGAAAAGCUACGGGAACAUGAGGCCGACUGCGAGCAGCUGCGUUCACAGCUUGCCACACUGCAGAAGGAAUUGCAGGAAAGGGAACUCGCGAGUGCGGCGGCGGAGACGAGCCACCAGCGCAGCGAAGCCGAGCGCGACGGACUCCUAAACCACAUUCGGCAGGAGACGCAGCUGCUCUCCAAGCGACUUGCGAAGAAUGACGCGCUACAGCGCGAGACGGAGGCAGCAAAGAAGGCGCUUGAAGGGCGUGUUGUGGAGCUUAUGCAGCGGUGCGAGGCAUGCGAGGCGGGGCGGAAGCAGCUGCAGGAGGUCGCGGCGCGGCUUGAGAAGGACCGCGUUGGCCUGCAGAACACGGUGACUGAGCUGCAGACCGAAAUGAACAGAAGAAACCAACGGGCGGAUGAGUUGGUGAAACAGCUAGUGCAAGAAGAGGACGCGCGCCGUGCCCUCGAGGGCGAGGUGAUGAAGCUGCGUCGUUCUAAAACGGCGUCCUCUGCUGCUUCAGGAACGGCAAGUGCGUCUGAAGUCCAGCGACUGCGUCAAUUCUGCACGCAGACGCUGUCUGUGCCGUUGACGGAAAAGGAGCAGACGGUCGGCGACAUUAUCGCCUUCGUUGAGCAGCACCUCGGAAACGCGGCGGAGAAAGGGCAGAAACGCGGCAAUGCGGCAGAGAAGGAGCAGCUGGCGGCGGCACUUCUGUCGAUGAGUACGGCGGCGCAGCUGCUGAAGCAGUGCGUCUCCGCGACCGAGGAGCAAGUGCAGAGUCCCAUACGCAGGACGCGGGCAUCGGCAGGGGCUGGUAGUGCCUUGCGCUCGUUUGGUCGCUCACUCAGUUAUAGCAGCGGCAUUGCUCCGCCGUCGUUGUCCGCACGCGUGCCGCGUCCAAUCACCAGAAAGACCGCCACGCCGUCCCCACUUACCCGGACGGCAAGUGCGUAUCCACAGCCACGGCAGUUAGAGCAACAGCAGGGAAUGCUGAACGCGAAGCCACCUGUGUUGGCUUCUAGUGCUGCGGAGGUCGUGUACUUUGCGCAGCUGCUUGCCAGCGUUGUGGCGCACUGGCGAGAGAACGAGCGGAACAAUACAGUGCGCCUAGACGAACUGUCGAAGAAGUGCCGCGACCUGUCGGAGGAGCUUGGCCGUGCAAAUGACGCUCUGGUUGAAAAGCAGCAGCCCGGCAAGAAUACAAAGGCUGCGGCACAAGAAGACGAGGGUGAAGACUUCCUGCGGCAUAGCCGCGCUCACGCGCUUUCUGUUGCGCUGUCGGUGAAGGAUCAUCUGCACGACGCGAGGGCCGCCCUCCAACCUGUGUUGGACGCCAUCCAUGAGUCCACUGGGGCCGCGCGUGACAGCUUUGCUGUUGACCCCACGCACGACCUGCACAUGGCGGAAGAAUGCAUCCUGUACGCGCUGAAGCGAAUUGUGCAGUCCGCGGGUGCCGUUUUCUCGUCGCGGGAACGCCGCGAGAUUGAGGCGAAGCGUGGUGGCGAUUACUUCACGAUGCCCGUGUCGUGGUGCGCCGGCGCAUCACCGCUGCGGCGCCCGCACUCGCCGCAGCCCCGCUCCCCCCAGAAUCAGAAACAACAGCAACACACCGGUGGUGGCGCUUUGGUGCCACGUGACGUGAAUUUGUCGUCGUCACCGUCCGCCUCUCGGGAAAAGAUGCGGGAGGCGUCGCUCGACGCCGCUGGUGGCGCGGAUUACCGGCGCCACAGGAACCGCGAGGACCAGGAGGUGAUACAGCAGGCUCUCAGGGAGGCGCGUCGGCGCAACCGGUGA
Molecule: messenger RNA, 4467 nt
Organism: Trypanosoma grayi
Lineage: Eukaryota; Euglenozoa; Kinetoplastea; Trypanosomatida; Trypanosomatidae
Exons: 1
Coding region: 1-4467 (1488 amino acids)
Source: RefSeq, a predicted model, not a curated record